Molecule: messenger RNA, 1221 nt
Organism: Galeopterus variegatus (Sunda flying lemur)
Lineage: Eukaryota; Metazoa; Chordata; Mammalia; Dermoptera; Cynocephalidae
Gene: NR2C2AP
Product: nuclear receptor 2C2-associated protein
Exons: 5
Coding region: 235-654 (139 amino acids)
Source: RefSeq, a predicted model, not a curated record
UCCCCCGAACCCCGCAGGGAAGCUGUUUCCUGUGGAAGGCCUGAGACCGGGUCAUUGGCAGCGUCCCCUCCCCCGACCCCGAUUUUUCCAGCAGGCGGCGACCGUGGUCACGCCGAGGGCUGCAGCGGCAAGAGCGGCGGCUCCGGUCCAGGCCGAGGCCGAGGUUGCGCCGCCUGUGGACUCGAACCCGGGCUGAGCCCAACGCUGGACCGUGUGAGGUCUCGUGGAACCGAGAUGACCCACUCUCUGGUUUGUCCAGAGACAACGUGCAGGGUGAGUUCGGUGCUGAAUCGCAACACCCGGCAGUUUGGAAAGAAGCAUCUGUUCGACCAGGACGAGGAGACGUGCUGGAAUUCGGACCAGGGCCCCUCCCAGUGGGUGAUACUGGAGUUUCCCCAGCGCAUCCGUGUCUCUGACCUGAAGAUCCAGUUCCAGGGGGGCUUCUCCAGUCGCCGGGGCUGCCUGGAAGGUUCACAGGGGAGUGAGGCUCUCCGCAAGAUUGUGGACUUCUACCCUGAGGACAACAACUUGCUUCAGACCUUCCCUGUGCCGGCUGCCGAGGUGGACCGGCUGAAGGUGACGUUUGAGGAUGCCAAUGACUUUUUUGGCCGCGUGGUCAUCUACCACCUGCGGGUGCUGGGGGAGAAGGUGUGAGACCUCUGGGUGGCCGCCUCAGAAGCACAGCAAAGUCCUUCAAGUUCUACAUGGAAGGUUUAUUGGUUCUUCUUGGGAAGGGUACCCCCCACCACCUGUCCAGGAGCUGCCUUUGAAGCCAGUUCUGGGUUCCCCCAGCUUUGGGCUGACCGUUUAGUUCCCUGAGUGUCUGAGUCCCCAGCAGGUGGCCUUUACUCAGGGUCGCUGGGCACCAGGUUGUUCUGGAAAAGUUUGAGGAUGUGGUUCUCGAUCACCUGUUGCACUGGAGAUGGGGCAGGGAGAAGGUGGGCCGUGAGCUUAAAUGGGGCCUGUGGAGCCAAGCUGCACCCUCCCUCUGGGACACAAACAGGGGUGUCCCAGCCCUGGGAUCUGGAGAGAAGAGCCACUUUAUAGAUAAGGGAAUCCACGCCCUUCCCAGAGUAAAGCUGGGAAGACCGAGACCCCAUCCCAGGAAAUUCAAUUUUCCAUAAGUUUGUAAAAAUGCAUUAUUUUGAGGCUUUUCAGAGUGAUAAAAAUAUUUCUUACUAAAUAAAAUUGGAAAAUUGUGACUUUUAUGAAAAGAUGCAA